AUGGCUUCCGCGAAUCCUUUCAAGAGCAUAUUGAAGGCUCUAGAGAAGCCUGAUGGUGGCGAAUUCGGGAACUACUACAGCUUGCCAGCUCUGAACGAUCCGAGGAUCGAUAAACUGCCUUAUUCCAUUAGGAUACUUCUCGAAUCGGCCAUACGUAACUGUGAUGAGUUUCAAGUUAAGAGCAAAGACGUCGAGAAGAUACUUGAUUGGGAGAACACUUCUCCCAAGCAAGUUGAGAUUCCGUUCAAACCUGCUCGGGUGCUUCUUCAGGACUUUACUGGUGUCCCUGCAGUUGUUGAUCUUGCUUGCAUGCGAGAUGCCAUGAAUAAUCUCGGCGGGGAUUCUCAUAAGAUCAAUCCGUUGGUCCCUGUAGAUCUUGUCAUUGAUCACUCCGUCCAGGUGGAUGUGGCGAGAUCGGAGAACGCAGUGCAGGCAAACAUGGAGCUUGAGUUCCAGCGUAACAAAGAAAGAUUUGCUUUCCUCAAGUGGGGCUCUAACGCCUUUGACAACAUGCUUGUCGUACCUCCUGGGUCUGGAAUUGUUCAUCAAGUCAACUUGGAGUACCUUGCCAGAGUUGUAUUCAACACAAAUGGAGUUCUUUACCCAGACAGUGUCGUUGGCACAGAUUCUCACACCACUAUGAUUGAUGGACUGGGUGUUGCUGGUUGGGGAGUUGGCGGUAUAGAAGCGGAAGCUACCAUGCUUGGUCAGCCAAUGAGCAUGGUCUUGCCUGGUGUUGUGGGUUUCAAGCUAACGGGAAAACUAAGAGAUGGAAUGACUGCCACUGAUUUGGUCUUAACAGUGACUCAGAUGCUGAGGAAACAUGGAGUAGUUGGAAAGUUUGUUGAAUUCCACGGGGAAGGGAUGAGAGAAUUGUCUCUAGCCGAUCGUGCUACAAUUGCCAAUAUGUCUCCUGAGUACGGUGCAACCAUGGGAUUCUUCCCCGUCGAUCAUGUCACGUUGCAGUAUCUCAAGUUGACAGGCAGGAGCGAUGAAACUGUCUCUAUGAUUGAGGCGUAUUUACGUGCAAACAAGAUGUUUGUAGACUACAGUGAGCCGGAGAGUAAGACAGUAUACUCCUCAAAUCUGGAAUUGAAUCUCGAGGAUGUGGAACCUUGUGUUUCUGGUCCCAAGAGGCCACAUGAUCGUGUUCCUUUGAAGGAAAUGAAAGCAGACUGGCAUUCUUGCUUGGAUAAUAGAGUAGGAUUCAAGGGUUUUGCUGUAGCAAAAGAAGCACAGAGUAAGGUUGUUGAGUUCGAUUUUAACGGGACCCCAGCACAGCUUAGACACGGAGAUGUUGUUAUAGCAGCAAUCACCAGUUGCACAAACACCUCAAACCCUAGUGUAAUGCUUGGCGCUGCCUUGGUUGCAAAAAAGGCCUGCGAACUAGGACUGGAGGUUAAGCCAUGGAUUAAAACAAGUCUUGCUCCUGGCUCUGGAGUUGUAACAAAGUACUUGGCAAAGAGUGGCUUGCAGAAGUACUUGAACCAGCUUGGUUUCAGUAUAGUUGGUUAUGGGUGCACAACAUGCAUUGGAAACUCGGGGGAUAUCCAUGAAGCCGUGGCAUCGGCGAUAGUUGAUAAUGACCUGGUGGCAUCCGCUGUGCUGUCCGGUAACAGAAACUUUGAGGGGCGUGUUCACCCGUUAACCAGAGCGAACUAUCUAGCUUCCCCACCGCUUGUUGUAGCCUAUGCACUGGCUGGCACUGUUGACAUUGAUUUUGAGACGGAGCCUCUUGGAACUGGGAAAGAUGGCAAGCAGAUAUUUUUCAUGGACAUCUGGCCCUCUAACAAAGAAGUUGCUGAGGUGGUGCAAGCUAGUGUACUUCCUGAUAUGUUCAAAGCUACGUAUGAAGCAAUCACCAAAGGGAAUGACAUGUGGAAUCAGUUGUCUGUCGCAACAGGCACACUCUACGAGUGGGACCCGAAAUCGACUUACAUUCACGAGCCGCCUUAUUUCAAGGGCAUGACCAUGUCUCCACCCGGUCCACACGGCGUGAAAGACGCCUACUGUCUGCUCAAUUUCGGAGACAGUAUCACCACUGAUCACAUCUCACCAGCUGGUAGCAUCCACAAGGACAGUCCCGCGGCUAAGUACUUGAUGGAACGAGGAGUGGAUAGAAGAGACUUCAACUCUUACGGGAGUCGCCGUGGUAACGAUGAGAUUAUGGCGAGAGGCACUUUCGCAAAUAUCCGUAUUGUCAACAAACACUUGAAAGGAGAAGUUGGCCCCAAAACAGUUCACAUCCCCAGUGGAGAGAAGCUUUCUGUCUUCGAUGCUGCCAUGAAAUACAGGAACGAGGGACGUGACACAGUCAUAUUGGCUGGUGCUGAAUAUGGAAGUGGAAGCUCUCGUGAUUGGGCUGCUAAGGGUCCAAUGCUUCUGGGCGUGAAAGCUGUGAUAUCAAAGAGCUUUGAGCGGAUUCACAGAAGCAAUCUGGUGGGGAUGGGAAUCAUACCACUGUGCUUCAAGACUGGAGAAGAUGCGGAGACUCUAGGCUUAACGGGUCAGGAGCUUUACACCAUUGAGCUCCCAAACAACGUUAGUGAGAUCAAACCAGGACAAGAUGUGACGGUCAUCACAAACAAUGGCAAAUCUUUCACGUGUACACUCCGAUUCGACACAGAGGUGGAGUUGGAGUAUUUCAAUCACGGAGGGAUAUUGCAAUACGUAAUCAGGAAUCUCAUCAAACAAUAA
Messenger RNA from Microthlaspi erraticum, 2697 nucleotides. Lineage: Eukaryota; Viridiplantae; Streptophyta; Magnoliopsida; Brassicales; Brassicaceae. The record is from the annotation of a GenBank genome assembly.